Messenger RNA from Penicillium samsonianum, 1587 nucleotides. RefSeq names its product putative proline permease. NCBI's taxonomy places the organism in Eukaryota, Fungi, Ascomycota, Eurotiomycetes, Eurotiales, Aspergillaceae. Gene Ontology annotation, molecular function: amino acid transmembrane transporter activity. The coding region runs from base 1 to 1587 and encodes 528 amino acids. Gene Ontology annotation, cellular component: membrane. The transcript has a single exon. The record is from RefSeq and is a predicted model, not a curated record. Gene Ontology annotation, biological process: amino acid transmembrane transport.
AUGGCUAUCGGUCCGACCAUUGGCACUGGCUUGUUCAUCGGCGCUGGCCAGGCCCUCGCGGUUGGCGGACCUGCCUCGCUACUCCUGUCAUAUAUAAUCCUAUCCUUUCUAACCUUUGCCAUGACCACGAGCAUGGCCGAAGUAUCCACUCACAUGCCAUCACAACAUGGGACACUAGUCACCAAUGGCUACCUGUACAUGUCAAGCAGUCUGGCAUUUGCUUCAGCAUACCUCCGCUGGUACGCCCUCGCUUUGUUCGUCCCAUACGAAAUCACAUCGGCGAUGGUCAACCUUGGCCUGUGGAAACCGGGUUCCACGAUUGCAAUCAGAUUAGCUAUCAUCACGGUCAUCGUUGUUGGAACGAACUUCCUGCCGGAAAGAAUCUUCAAAAGUUCCGAGCGAUUGUUCACUGCGAUCAAGAUCGGCACAAUGGCGACCCUCUUCGUCCUCUCUCUGGCUCUGGGCCUUGGAGGUGUGGAUGCGCAGCCCCCAUGGGGAUUCAAAUACUGGAAACAUCCAGGCGCCAUGAACGAGUAUCUAGUUCGAGGUUCAUGGGGGCGAUUCCUGGCUUUCUUCCAAUGCCUUCUCGAUGGCUCCAUCGCUUUCACAUUUGCCCCUGAGCUGAUUGUGCACCGAGCGGAACUGCCAGCAUCACUUGUGCCAGCAUCACUUGGCGAGACAGCGAUGCUAAGCGCCGGCAUCCCAGGUAUAGUCACAUCCGAUGUUGCUCAAACGGCAUUUCCGUAUAUCCUGAGCUCUUUGGCCAUGGGCGUUAUGGCUCCUUUCAAUGAGACGCGCCUGACGAACAACGGAACGGGCUCCGGGUUUUCUCCUUACCUGAUCGGGCUCAAAGAUGCGAAUAUUCAAAUUGUACCUACGAUCGCGAUGAUUGCAAUCCUGCUCUCCACGGUGGCUUCUGGGCGAUCCUUUUUGUAUCUCUCUUCUCGUACACUCUGUGCAAUGUCGGAACUCGGCCAUGCGCCCUCGAUAUUUUCCGUCCGCAACCGUGGGAAUGUUCCAUAUUUCGCCGUUAUGAUGUCCGCAUUGUUCUCCAGUCUUGCCUUUGUUUCAGUGAAAGUCUCGAGUACAACCAUGAACACCUAUCUCCUUCGCCUCGUCACGAGCGCCGGUUUCAUUUCCUCGCUUGUGUCAUGCACCAUCUAUCGUCACUUCAAUCGACGGCUCGGCGUGAACGAUAUCACCAGGCGGUAUAGUUCCUCUUUACAGCCAUUUGGCACAUAUUUCGGGGUGGUCAUCAGUGCCCUACUGCUGCUGGGCGGCGGGUUAUGGGCAGCACCCAAGGGAAAUCUCAUCGGGUCCCGAGCAGCCAGACUGAUCAUCUCAUAUUUCAAUAUCGCUGUAUUCGCCAUGCUGUUCUUAGCCCAUCGAUUCCAAGACUUUGUGCCCGUUGUUGAAAUCGAAAGAUACGUGGAUAUGGGUGGGCGCAGCCAUGGCGACCGCGAAGGACCAAGAGAACCUCGAACAUCAAAGACGCACCCGUAUCGGGGGAAACUCCACGUAAUCCCAGAGGGUUCCGGGGCAUUUGAGUUGCGACUCAGCCAGACCAUGUUCACAGAGCCUUCAUAG